GAUCGGGGGGAAUCUUUUCCUUGUUAGCCAGGGAAUUCCCCACCUCUGUUUCCCACAAUUGAUGACGAAAAUUGAGCUAAAAAAAAAUUGGAUUAAAGCCUCAAAUUGCAGAUUCGACGAAAUUGAGUUCCAAAUCCAUUCAGGUGCCCUAGAUUUCUUUUCCUCAGCCUACGACCAUCACGCGCCCUAGAUCUCGAGAGGCAAGAAGAUUCGAUUCAGCUUCUAGAACUUCGGGUAUCUCCCUCUUCAGAACCGCAGCCAUGACUUCUUCCUCCAAAGCCUCUGAUUCUUCUUCGAGCCGAUCAAAGAGGCUCGAAGAUGAUCAAGAGAAGGAGAAGAUAUCCCGUAUAUUAUUCACCAUUUCCCGAUUAAAAAAGCAAAUACAGGCCUCCCGGUCAAUCUCAAUUAAAGAAAAACUUGAAGAAAACAAGAGGAAUCUAAAGGGUCAUACUGCCCGGCUCUUUGAUUGGGCAUCAAAAAGAUUGGUGGUGGAGAAAGAGAAGGAGAAUUAUCUCUCCUUUAGAUUGGCGAGUCCUCUUUGUAAGAUUAAUGGAUGGGACUGUUCUAAAGAGUUUGGAGAGAUGGAGAUCUUCAAUUGUCAGGAGGAGAUGUUGUCAUCGGCGGCUUCAUUGGUGUAUGGGAACAAUGGAGGCGGGAGGAGUGUUGUUAAACUUGUCAAGCUUCCUUAUGUGGAGAAGAUUUCACCUUAUACCACAUGGAUUUUCCUGGAUAAAAAUCAAAGAAUGGUUGAGGAUCAGUCAGUUGUUGGGAGGAGGAGAAUUUACUACGAUCCAAAUGGCAGUGAAACACUAAUAUGUAGUGAUAGUGACGAAGAGAUUGCUGAACCAGAGGAAGAAAAGCAUGAAUUUUCCGAAGGUGAAGAUCUGAUUUUGUGGGAGACCCUUCAGGAGCAUGGGUUGAGUUCAGAAGUUCUAGAUAUUUUAAGUCAGUCUGUUGAAGCUACAUAUUCUGAAAUUGAGGGGAGAUAUGAAAUGCUCAUGAACAAGUAUCAGCAAAAGGAUGAGAACAAUUCAGAAGCUUCUGGCAGUUUGAUGCCUGAGGGUAGAACAUUUUUUGAUAAGACACUCAGUGCAGCUUUAGAUUCCUUUGAUAACCUCUUUUGCCGACGUUGCUUGGUCUUUGACUGUCGCCUUCAUGGUUGUUCCCAAAGCCUGAUUAUCCCAACUGAAAAGCAGUCUUAUGUAUUCGAGCUUGAAGAAAACAGGAACCCGUGUGGUGACCAUUGCUACCUCAAGGUACACUAUGAUAGCAUAAUACCCCCAAUAAAGUCUACACUUCAAGUAUCUUGCUCUAGUUUGGCACGUCAUCCUAUUCCAAGGAUUUAUAAGAAAAGAAGAGAAGCUGUUCACAAUCUGUGUCAUGACAUCUCUGAUCCCACUGACGUACAUACAAGGGAUCCCAUAACGUCAACAGGCAAAUCCGGUACUGCCUUAUCCUCUGAAUCUGACUCAAAUCCUGAUGACCAUGGUUCAAAUUUAGCAGCAGAGCGAAUGUGCACCAAAAUGAGGAGUCUGCUAGUUGUUUCUUCAGGUGAAGCAGAGACCACCAACAGGGUGGAACAUCUUGGAGCUGCCAUUGAUUCGGACGCAGUUGUGGAAGAAGUUCCCUUGAAAGUUACUGGAAAGCGGAAGGUCUUGAAGCAUGAAACUACGUCUUUGGUGAAACCUAAUCUUUCUGUUGGAAAAUUUCUUAAUCCUGCAGAUAAGAAACAGAAGAUACUAUCAGCAGUUAGCGAUAGAAACUGUCUAGAUGUUGGAGUAACAAGUUCAUAUCAGUUUCAUAAGGAAUCUGUAGAUGAAUCUAUUGGAAAUUCUUCUGAAACAAAUGCUUUUCACAGUGAUGAAAGUAAUUCGGUUGAUGUAGAAAAGGGUGCUAAGGACGCCAACAAUCCAUUCAAUCUCAGAAAGGCACAAAGUUCGCAUGGAUGGAGUAGUAUGGAGAAAGAUCUUUACCUAAAGGGGGUAGAGAUAUUUGGAAAGAAUAGUUGCCUAAUAGCAAGAAACCUGCUUUCUGGUCUCAAAACCUGCACAGAGGUAUCAAAUUACAUGUUCAACGAUGGAGCUACACUGUUGAGCAGGCAAAUGUCAACCAACUCGUUCAUGGAAGACAGUGGAAAUGGUGAUCAUGAUUACAUGGAGCAAGAAAUGCCACCUAGAAGUCGGAUUUGGCGUAGAAGGGGCAGAGGAAGGAAGCUGAAGUAUACAUGGAAAUCUGCUGGCCAUCCAUCUUUUCGGAAAAGAAUAGCUGAUGGGAAACAUCAGUCAUGUAAGCAAUAUACACCAUGUGGAUGCCAGCAAAUGUGUGGAAAAGAUUGCCCCUGUCAGCUCAAUGGAACUUGCUGUGAGAAGUAUUGCGGGUGCUCCAAGAGCUGCAAGAACCGGUUUAGGGGAUGCCAUUGUGCGAAGAGUCAGUGCAGAAGCCGCCAGUGCCCGUGCUUUGCGGCUGGGCGUGAAUGUGACCCAGAUGUCUGCAGGAAUUGUUGGGUUAGCUGUGGAGACGGUUCUUUAGGUGAGCCAGCAGCAAGGGGAGAUGGUUAUCAGUGUGGCAACAUGAAUCUUUUGUUAAAGCAGCAGCAGAGAAUUUUAUUGGCGAAGUCUGAAGUUGCUGGGUGGGGAGCUUUUCUAAAGAACCCUGUGAAUAAGAAUGAUUACCUUGGAGAAUACACUGGUGAAUUAAUAUCUCACAAAGAAGCAGAUAAACGUGGGAAAAUCUAUGAUCGUGCAAAUUCAUCCUUCCUCUUUGAUUUGAAUGAUCAGUAUGUGUUGGAUGCUUACCGAAAGGGCGACAAGCUAAAGUUUGCAAAUCAUUCAUCCAACCCGAAUUGCUAUGCCAAGGUCAUGCUGGUAGCUGGAGAUCACCGGGUCGGGAUAUUUGCUAAAGAGCACAUUGAAGCCAGCGAGGAGCUAUUUUAUGAUUAUCGCUAUGGACCUGAUCAAGCACCUGCGUGGGCUAGAAAACCAGAAGGCUCAAAAAGAGACGAUUCAGCAGUGUCUCAUAGCAGGGCACACAAAGUUGCUUGAUCCCAUUUUUAGGAACACCUAAAUAAAGUAAAUAUACAUAGCCUUAUAGUGAUUGUAUAUAUAUAUAUAGUAUAUAGGUGUGAUCAGUAUAUAUAUAAAGUAUUUAUAUGUCAAUAAAGAAUAAAAAGCGAACUGCUCUCUCGCAUUGAUUUAUUACUGUAUUCUAUCGAAUAAUGUCGGGCACAAUUGUUUUAAGUGGUAAUAUCAAGUUGUACAUGCAUUUUUUAAGGUCAUUAGGAAUGUUAUUUUGUUUUUAAAGUAGUAAUACUUAGAAGCUGUUGGGUAUGUGAAAAAUUAUAUGUGAAAAACUAUCACUGUAACAGUGUUUGAGACAAAAAAGGUACAGUUUUAAUCAUUUUUGUUUACA
Messenger RNA from Asparagus officinalis (garden asparagus), 3408 nucleotides. RefSeq names its product histone-lysine N-methyltransferase EZ3. Gene Ontology annotation, molecular function: histone methyltransferase activity; protein binding. The transcript has 20 exons. The record is from RefSeq and is a predicted model, not a curated record. NCBI's taxonomy places the organism in Eukaryota, Viridiplantae, Streptophyta, Magnoliopsida, Asparagales, Asparagaceae. Gene Ontology annotation, biological process: chromatin remodeling. The coding region runs from base 261 to 3041 and encodes 926 amino acids. Gene Ontology annotation, cellular component: PcG protein complex.